This is a messenger RNA of Exophiala spinifera, 1614 nucleotides long. RefSeq lists its product as uncharacterized. Gene Ontology annotation, biological process: carbohydrate transport; transmembrane transport. The transcript has 3 exons. Gene Ontology annotation, cellular component: membrane. Lineage: Eukaryota; Fungi; Ascomycota; Eurotiomycetes; Chaetothyriales; Herpotrichiellaceae. The record is from RefSeq and is a predicted model, not a curated record. Gene Ontology annotation, molecular function: carbohydrate:proton symporter activity. The coding region runs from base 1 to 1614 and encodes 537 amino acids.
AUGGGGCUCAGCGACAUGAAGUUCACCCCUUACACCUCGGCCAUGGGCCUGAGUGGCCUGCGUCUGCAGUUUGCCAUCGCCACGAUUGCCACCUGCGCCUUUUGGCUCUUUGGUUACGACAUGUCCAUCAUGGGAGGGCUCAUCACAGAAGAGCCGUUCCUGUCCGUCUUUCCGGAGACCAAGGACGCAACCAUCCAGGGCAUUGUCAUAGCCACGCUCGAACUUGGCGCCCUCUUUGGCGCCAUCCUCUGUAUGUUCUACGGUGACAGAUGGGGAAGGAGAGGCACCGUCUUCGUGGGGAUGUUGUUCAUGUUGGUCGGCGGCAUACUACAGGCGUCGGCAUGGCAUAUUGCGCAAAUGGUGGUCGGGCGCUUCUUGUCGGGCGUCGGCUUGGGCCUGCAAGUCGCGACCAUCCCCGCGUGGCAGUCUGAGUGCGCCAAACCAAAGUCUCGAGGUCGAUGGGUCAUGAUCGAAGGUGGUCUCCAGACCUCUGGCGUCGCUUGCGGCCAGUGGGUCGGUCUCGGGUUCUUCUACACCAGCGGCCAGGUACAAUGGCGUGCCCCUGUCGCCCUCCAGCUGGUUCCGGCUGCGAUCGUCUUCUUCUUCAUCAUGUUCCUCCCUGAAAGUCCUCGCUGGCUAGUCUCUCACGGUCGUUUCUCUGAAGGCAAAGAGGUCCUCUCCAAACUCCGCAACUUGGACGAGUCGCACCCGGACCUCGUUGCAGAGUUUGCCGGCAUCAUGGCCAGCCACGAGGCUCAAAAGGCCGAAGCCCCCUUCGCUUACAAGGAACUCUUGCAAAACGGCAAGACCCAGACCUUCCGCCGCAUGCUGCUGGGGGUGUUCGUCAACGCCGCCCAGCAGCUCUCCGGCAUCAACAUGGUCUCCACCUACGCCAACCAGAUCCUCUCGACCAGUUUCGACCUGAGUCCGGGCACGUCCCACCUCAUUGCGGCUUGCGGCGGUACCGAAUACGCUCUCUGCUCUCUCCUCGCCGUGUUCCUGAUUGAAGGUCUGGGACGCCGCAAAGCUUUCAUGUGGACCGCGACCGGCAUGGCGGCUUGCUUUGUCGUCAUCCCGAUCCUGCUGUCGACCAGCUCCCGAUCGAACCAACUGGCUGGCGCUGGUCUCCUUUUCCUCUUCAACACCUUUUUCGGUCUCGCCUGGGUCGGCGGUCCGUUUCUGUACGCCGCAGAGAUCGCACCCCUCCGGGCCCGGGCGCCGUCGGCCGCGCUGGGUUCGGUCAGCAACUGGACCUGCUGCUUCCUGGUGGUCAUGACCAUCCCGGCGUCGUUCGCGAACCUCGGCUGGAGGACGUACAUCUACUACGCCGUCUUCAACGCCGUCUUCGUCCCCGUCAUCUACUUCUUCCUGGUCGAGACCAAGGGCCGGUCGCUCGAGGAGCUGGACGUCAUCUUCGCGACCCCCGGCGACCCGGUCAAGAACGAGAAACGUCUCCCCCACGACAUCUCCGUCCGGGACGCGAAGGUGGCGCUGGGCCUGGAGGACCACGCCCUCGCCCUCGGCGACCUCGACGACGACGCCGCCGUCGCGAGAUCGGACAAGGAGAUCGAGGAGGUCGCACAGGUACACACGGUGGAGAAGAGGGCCUACUGA